AUGGACACUGCUGAGAAGACUCGUCUGCCUGGUGUGUUUCCGUUCCCGUUCUGUGUGCCGUCGUCAUCACCAUCAUCGGUAUUCCCAUCGUUGCCGAUGUUUCCACCGGGAUUUCAGCAACUGUACGCAAAUUUGGUGCAGCAACAGUUCCUUCAACUGGCACAGCAACAGCAGAGCCCUGGAAUCCGAGCCGAUCAAUCUCCUUGCCUCUCCGACCGUGCCUCAUCCCGCGAAGAUUCUCCAUCAGUGAAGAAACUUCAACUCGACGACGAUGGUUGUCCGCUUUGCCCGCUGUGCGGUGAUAAGCUGCCCGAAUCCGAAUGGUCGCACCAUAUUGAACACGAGAGAAAUAAGCUUAUCGGUGUUAUCCAGAGUGUGAAGGAAUCAAAACUGAUGGAGCCUUCAAGCAAUGCGGAGCAAUCACGGCGAAAACGAGAACUUGAACUCUUAAGGAUCCGGAAUAACCAGCAGAAGCGGUUGGCACUGAAACGCGGCACCACGACUCUGAUGCGUGACACACUUACUCCAUUCAGCCGUCAGUCAAACGAUGAAAGCGGCUCAAGCGGUUCUCCGGAGGUGAAAAAAGAAGAAGCAGAUUGUUUCAGCGGAAUCAAAUGCUUCUCGUGUCAUAGAACAACAGAGUACGGCAUUGUGUCGAGUUCAUUCGAGCAGCCACGUUGCCAGGAAUGUUUCGAUAUGCUGAGAAGUCAAGCAGGCGCGCUUCCGGCUACGCUAACAAGCAUAAUGGACCUUCGCACGACGGUGAUGAGCCCAUCGACAUCGUCGAACAAUUCACCGCCUGCAGAGAAGAAGUGUCGUGUUGAGUGA
This is a messenger RNA of Necator americanus (New World hookworm), 828 nucleotides long. RefSeq lists its product as uncharacterized. The record is from RefSeq and is a predicted model, not a curated record. The transcript has 8 exons. Lineage: Eukaryota; Metazoa; Nematoda; Chromadorea; Rhabditida; Ancylostomatidae. The coding region runs from base 1 to 828 and encodes 275 amino acids.